GUCUCCACUCUACCACAAUGACCGUUUUUGUCUGUUUGCGGCACCCGUUACUUCUAUCGAUUGUUAAAUAGAUUUUCCUUUAUGAAAAACGGAAAGAGAUUUAUUCGGUUCGAACCGCGAAUAGUUUCCCUGUGUACGCGUUAUUUUGCUUUUGUUAGUGGUUCUGUUACAAACUUUUGUGCUUAUUGGAAAGAGAAUUAGCAGCCAAUUCCAUUCAUAGAACGCAAAAUAUUACCUGUUUAUGCUGACAGUGACUUUCACUCGUAAUCCUGCGCAGUCCUGCUAAAGUUGCCGCAAGCUUUAACAGCCAAUAAAGAAGCUCGCAUGUGCCUGGACUACGAUCCACUCCAUCGAUCGGUGGUCAGUAAAUCGCGAACGCGGAACGUUCUGUGCGACUUUAUGCGGUACGCGUGUGUUAUAUUCGAUAAAAAAACAGUUUAAUUAAAACAAUUAGCGUGGCGUUAUUAGGACCUUUUAGUGUCAUCAAUAUUUGAAGUGACUGAAGCUUAAUUUGGUGUAUCCACUGCGCUUUUUGUCCUGAUAGAGACUUAAAUAAUGGGGAUCCUUGGACGUAAGAUGUAAGAUGAUAACGGUUGUAAAGGGAAGAAGUUCAACCCAUUCUCCAUCUUCUAUUUUAAUUUACUGAACGACUAUGAGUUGGAUCUAUUAAUUAUCAUGAUUGUCCACAAAAAUCACAGCUCGUCAUUGUCAGCAACAUACUACCGAAGUAAAAGUAACUCUUUAAUAGAAAAUGAGUCGACUACGUGUUCAUUUAUGAAAUCAACUUGAGUAAAUCGACUCUGGCCUAGUGGACUAGAAAUUCCAUUUAUAUCUAUCAUUCGAUUUAUUAUGUUGUGAUCACGUAUUAUCGAAGAAAUACGUUCGCAAAUGGAGUCCAAUACGACUGAGUCGUACACCUACCUUGAGCCUACAGAUUUGGACAACAACGCAACCCUAAUAACUGAUCUAUCUUGUAACGCAACUCAUCAUUUGAAUGUGACCUGUGAGUUACCGUUGACAUACGCCAUUCCUCUUUAUGGAUACUUCAUGCCAAUUCUGUUGGUCAUAACGAUAGUGGCCAACACGCUCAUCGUUGUGGUGCUGAGUAAACGGCACAUGCGCACUCCGACAAAUGUCGUCCUUAUGGCCAUGGCACUAUGUGAUAUGUUCACUCUACUGAUUCCCGCGCCGUGGUUCAUUUACAUGUACACAUUCGGAAAUCACUAUCGACCCCUUGCACCAGUGGGAGUCUGCUAUGCGUAUAACGUUAUGAACGAGAUCCUUCCCAACCUGUUUCACACAUCUAGUAUAUGGCUAACAUUGGCGUUAGCAGUACAACGAUACAUUUACGUUUGCCAUCCUCCAGUGGCCAGGAAGUUCUGUACAAUGCCUAAUGUUAACAAGGGCUUGUUCUACAUUAUAUUCGCUGCAACUCUUCACCAAGGUUUACGAUUCUUCGACACGAAGUUUGGAGAGGAAAAGAUCCUUUGGAACAACGAAGAACACUCCGUUUGUACGAAGACCACCGCCUACUGGGUGGUCCACUACGUCACCGAAGACGUCUACUACACGUGUUAUUACCUCUUUCGAAUAAUAUUCGUUCACCUAGUGCCCUGUUUCGCCCUGGUCGUCUUGAACGUGUUACUGUUCAAAGCACUGAGGCAAGCCCAACACCGACGAGAGCAGCUGCUCUCAAAAAAGACUCAAAAAACCGAAUGUAAAAAACUGAGAGAUUCAAACUGCACCACACUGAUGUUAAUCGUUGUUGUUACGGUAUUUCUAACGGUCGAAAUACCUUUAGCGGUCGUCAGUACUCUACACGUUUUAUCAUCCGGUAUCACCGAAGAAUUUCUAGACUACUACAUGGUCAAUGCAGUAGUCCUGUUCAUCAAUUUCUUCAUCAUUCUCAGUUAUCCUAUCAAUUUUGCCAUUUACUGUGGCAUGUCGAGGCAGUUUCGAGAGACAUUUAAAGAACUGUUUAAUAAGGGAGCCGAAAUUCGAAACGGAGGUUCCUCAAGGUAUUCUUUAGUCAAUGGACCCAGAACAUGCACCAACGAAACAGUACUUUAAGUACCAUUUUAUGUUAUGUAUCAUAUAAUGUGUAAUACGAACCGAUCUACUACCCAUUGAAGUGUAACUAGCAUAGCAGAAGACAUUACCAGAAGAGUGCACAGGUUUCCAAAUUCGACAAAAUUCAGUACGAUGGUCAAUAUCACAGAAGGAUAUUAGAGGAUAAGUUUGGAUUGAACGGGACACUCCAUAUGGCUGCUCCAUCUGCAAUGUGCAUUUUGCAAUUAGUCUUCGAUCAUGGACUACAUUCGAUAACAGAUCAAUUUCGGGAUCGACAUUCGACCGCAUUUCCAGAAAAGGAAAGCUACAUCUUCUAGUCCAGUAACCGAACAAUCAGUGAUCAGCUUCUUCCAGAAUCACAAGCUUGCGUCAAGAGUGACACUCGAGAGACAUUAAGCAUCGUGGGAUAAUUACCAAUCGUUGGACCACUUCAGGAACAUUGUUCGUCGUGGGAGAUUACCUUCGUCAACUACAAGGGACCAUUUCUAUUGGGUGUCUAUCUAUUUGCAAAAGUAUAAGUCAAGCCUAUGAAUGACUAUCUAAGAUGUUAUAAGAUACUUUUAAUUACAUUGGAGACAGUUUCUGACUAUAGAAUGGUGGCAGUUCCAUUUGGAAGGUAUCCCCGGGGGUAAUGCGCCUCUUCCAGGAUCGCCAGCGUACUUCAAGAGAGACUCUUUUACAGAUUCUCGAGAGACUUCAGCCAUCCUGGCAUGAUCACCAAUCCUUGAAUCACUUCAGAAAUAUCGUUCAUCGUGGAACCUUCGUCAACAACGAGGGACCAUUUCUAACCUGUGCGAAUAACUGCCAACCGUAAGGGUCAUUUACCAAUGACUGUGAUGGUCUUCCAGCAGUUAGGAGUCCCUUCCAACAUCGAAGGUCAUUACUUAUAGUUGCCGACCAUGGAAUGGGGGUG
Molecule: messenger RNA, 2983 nt
Organism: Agrilus planipennis (emerald ash borer)
Lineage: Eukaryota; Metazoa; Arthropoda; Insecta; Coleoptera; Buprestidae
Gene: SPR
Product: sex peptide receptor
Exons: 14
Coding region: 889-2070 (393 amino acids)
Biological process (GO): G protein-coupled receptor signaling pathway
Cellular component (GO): membrane
Molecular function (GO): G protein-coupled peptide receptor activity
Source: RefSeq, a predicted model, not a curated record